Molecule: messenger RNA, 870 nt
Organism: Neohortaea acidophila
Lineage: Eukaryota; Fungi; Ascomycota; Dothideomycetes; Mycosphaerellales; Teratosphaeriaceae
Product: putative carnitinyl-CoA dehydratase
Exons: 1
Coding region: 1-870 (289 amino acids)
Biological process (GO): fatty acid beta-oxidation
Cellular component (GO): mitochondrion
Molecular function (GO): enoyl-CoA hydratase activity
Source: RefSeq, a predicted model, not a curated record
AUGACGAGCACCGAACUCUCCACCCAGCCCCCUCCAACGCCCACCUACAUCCUCUCCUACCCCGCCGACUACGUCCUGCUCAUAACCAUCAACCGGCCCAAAGCAAUGAACUCCCUCCCCUACGCCUCGCACUGGGAAGCCGACGCCCUCCUCCACUGGUUCGACCGCGAGCCCUCCCUCCGCAUCGCAGUCCUCACCGGCGCAGGCAAAGCCUUCUGCGCAGGCCAGGACCUCAUCGAGCAACGCGACCUCACGAACCUCCGCGAGCGCGCGGCGAAAGGGGAGAAGGUGAAGUUCCCGGAGCGACAGCUGUUGACGCAUCCGACGAGCGGGUUUAUGGGGGUUAGCAGACGAGCGGGGAAGAAGCCUGUUAUUGCCGCCGUCAAUGGAUGGGCGAUGGGCGGCGGGUUUGAGAUUUGUCUCGGCUGCGAUAUGAUUGUUGCCAGUCCGAAGGCGACGUUCGGUCUCCCGGAGGCUAUGCGGGGAUUAUAUGCUGGUGCUGGCGGGUUGUCGAGGUUGGUGCGGUUGGCGGGCAUUACGAUUGCGAGUGAAGUGGCGAUGAGCGGGAGGUUUCUUUCUGCGGAUGAGGCGGCGCGGUACUUGAUUGUGAACAAGGUGUCGAAGACGCAUGAGAGUUUGCUGCCAGAGGCGAUUGAGCUGGCAUCCAAGGUGGCGAGUCUGAGUCCGGAUUCGAUCAUCGUUACCCGGCACGGACUACGGCAGAGCUGGGAGAGUGGAAGCGUGGAGCGGGCGAGUCAGGAGACGGAGCUACGGUAUGGAACCGCCUUACGAGAAGGCGAGAACCUGGGCAUUGGCUUGCGAGCGUUUGCAGAUAAGAAAGCGCCGAAAUGGGUGCCUUCCAAGCUAUAA